CUCUGCAUUUUUCCCACAUCACUAAUUAUGGGCUCCUUUCACACAUUCUUUCGCAGCAAACAUACACAAACACAUACUGUCACCACCAGCGAUGCACAUUUAUUUGCGUUCACAACGUUUCGGCUGUCAUUUUGCCACUGUUUACAAGCAGUAUAUAGAAAAAAUUUGUCGCGUUCGGUCAUAUUUUCAACGUCGGUCGGUAGCUAAAUGUAGCUUAUGAAUGCGAAAACUAAAUAAAUAAAACAAUAAAAAUGUGCUAAAUGCAGUGUCAAAGUAAUUAUUGAAAAUUCCAAAUAAUAGCAAUGCAAAAAGAUGCCUUAAAAAGUGUGUGGUGCAACGUGAAGAAAGUAGUCGCUGGCAAAUAUAGCAAAAACAAUUUAUGGCAGCCAUUAGUCGGUUAGAAGAGGCAAAGAUUUUCUCGUUGCGUGUGUGCUCGUUUUUACCAUUGUACGUUAACCCGUCGCCCCUUGCCUGGCCUAAACUUUAUAUCUCGAAUGCACGCCGAAUGAGAUACGCUCGUUUACUCUUUUCUUACCAGUUUUAUCACACUUUCCUCUUCUCCCAUUUAUCUUUACAUUACAUGCGUCAACGUCAUUGAUGUUUGGUGUUUGGUUUUGCCUGCCAAAACAAAUUUUUGCAAUUUGGUGCGUAUCGAUUGUAAAAGUGUAAUAGAAAGUGUACAUAAAGCGGUGGCAUUAUAGUGAAUAUAUUAAAAUUAAUUAAAAAAAUAUAGCUGCAUAAUAAAUGCUCUGUUUACUAUUUAUACAAUGAAAAUGCAACUCUGUGGCAGGCAUUAAGAAACGUCAAUAACCAGGCGUCGACAGACCGAUUAUUUGGUGUUGCCUUUUGUGUAGCUGAUUUUGUGUAUUUUUUUAUUUAUUUUUUUUUGUAAUCAUUUUGCUAUUAACUCGUCGCACUCCGCAACGCGUGUUGCCUGCUGUUAUCCAACAAGUAACCAGAGCAGUCCAUCCAAUCAGUCAUCCAUCCAAUUUCAAAUAUUUUUUUUUUACGAACGUUUCGACGUGUGUGCGCCCGAAGCUCUCCACCCACACAAGCUACAGCUGUUUGACGUGUGUUUUGUUUUUUUUUUCGUUUUUGCUUGUACCGCUUGCAAAUGUUAAAUACGAUUAAUAUAUGUGUGUAUGUAUUCGCAACAUAACUACAUACAUAUUGUUUAAAAACAUAAAUUCUUAUUUAAAAUCAAAGUGAGGGAAGCUGAAAGAAGACGCACAUUUACCUUGCAAAAAAUAAUGAAAAAUUUAGCAAAAUAUUAGCUGAGAAGUGUCACAAAAGUGAAACGAUUUCAAAAGUUGGUUGGCGCCCGCCCACCCCCUCAAGCAAUUUACUGCUAAAUAUAAAUUAAUGCCAUUUUCUUCUCUACGUGGUCGUUUUUAAAGUAUGCGAACAAGUGAAAAUAACGAAACCGGAAAGUAGUAAAAUAAAUAUAUGUAUAAAAGAUAAGCAAUUCAUUUUGGCCGUCUUCGCUAUAUCAACUUAUUUCUUGGGCUUUCGUUAUUAAUUUCUUUACAUUUACUUCGUUGGAAACGUGUUAGUCUAAUAUUGAAAAAAAAAAUAAAAAUUAAAUAAAUAAAAAUCUUGUGUAAAGCUACGUGAUAUCAAAGCGAUGUUAGAUUUAAAGAAAAAGUGAUGUGAAAAAUGCCUUUGCUGGCUUGUGUGUACAAAAGUUAAAUAUAAAUUAAAGAAAAUUGAAAAUAUAUCUGUUUCAAGUGUAAUGAUAGGAAUUCCAGUUCAAAACAUAUAUGUUUUGCUAGCACAAAUCUACGUAAAAUAUACCAGACACCAAUACAAGCAAAUCCACUGUAUAUAAAGAUAUUCAAAAAGCGCUAAAUAAUUAAUAUUGAGAAAUUCCUUCGAUUGCCCGUCCUCCCGUGAAAAAAAAAAUAAAUAAAAAUAAAAAAUAAAUAAAUAAAAAUCAAUAAAGUUUCAAAGCCGCAAAGUUUAACGUUUUUAUUUGCGUCAAAUAUAUAGUUUUUGAAUAAACUUACUUAAAAAAUCUUAUAAUAUAAAGUAGUAAAGUUUUUAAAUUAAUAAAAAAAAAUUCAAUAUUAAUUAAAUAAAAAAGUGUUUAAAAGUUGUGUGUUUUUGAAAUCAAUUUGUCAUCCCACAAGCAGAGGUUAUCAAUUCAGUCAACAGUCAAAACUGCACGUGAUCCAAUGAUGCACUACUCAAUGGAGAGGAGUCUAUCAGCUGGUGGGGCUGAUUCCUCCAUGCACAACAAUAGCACCACCAACAACACUACAUCAACAACAACACUCGCAAUGUCAGCAACAAAGAGUACAAAAGACGGCGUGACAAUGCGCGAGAAGAAGGGUGGCGCAUUGCAGAAGCUCAAAAAGAGGCUAUCGCACAGCUUUGGCAGAUUAACGAUAUCACGCGAGGAUGGCGAAGACUCACAUCAUCAUCAUCACCAUCACCACCAUCAUCAUCAUCAUCGCGGUGGGCAUGGGCAUAAUCACGGUAACAAAGUUCCAUAUAAUGGUUAUAAUUCCGAGGAAUAUCUGGAUCGACUGGAACCAAAUGGAAAUAUACCAAGCGAUAAAUCCAAUUGCAGAUAUGGAGCUCAAGAAACUGCAAAACAAGAUAAAACACAAGACUGGCGUAGCACUGACAGCACCGACCACCAUGAUCGCGUCCAACGGCAAUUGUCCGUUUCAUCCGAUAGCAAAUUACUGGACGAUGAUAUACGAGAGGAAACGCGUGUUAUUAUGCGCCCGAAGAAGCCGCCCAGACCUAAAUCGGAGGUCUUCCUUAACAAACAGGACCCGCAUCCACGACGGAAACGGUUUAGUGCAUUUGGCGGCGACUCGCCAUUUGGAAAAUCAGAUGCCUACAUAAAACUGGAGCCACUCGGCGAAGGUUCAUAUGCCACAGUCUACAAAGGUUUUAGCAAUUUAACUCAUCAACGUGUUGCAUUAAAGGAAAUUAGACUGCAAGAGGAAGAGGGUGCACCAUUUACUGCGAUACGUGAAGCCUCGCUGCUGAAAGAACUGAAACACUCAAACAUUGUGACGCUGCACGACAUUGUGCACACAAGGGAAACCCUGACGUUCGUUUUUGAAUAUGUGAAUACCGACUUAUCACAGUACAUGGAAAAGCAUCCCGGCGGUCUGGAUCAUCGUAAUGUUCGUUUAUUUCUGUUUCAAUUGCUGCGCGGUCUGUCCUACUGCCAUAAGCGACGCGUUCUGCAUCGUGAUGUUAAGCCGCAAAAUUUGUUGAUUAGCGAUUGUGGUGAAUUGAAAUUGGCGGAUUUCGGUUUGGCGCGCGCUAAAAGUGUUCCCAGUCAUACGUAUUCGCAUGAAGUCGUUACGUUAUGGUACCGUCCUCCAGAUGUUCUGCUCGGUAGCACAGAAUACUCGACAUCACUGGACAUGUGGGGUGUCGGCUGUAUAUUUGUGGAAAUGGUAACUGGCAUGCCAACAUUCCCCGGCAUACGUGAUACAUAUGAUCAACUGGAUAAGAUAUUUAAAUUGCUUGGCACACCCACUGAAGAGACGUGGCCGGGUGUUACACAUUUUCCUGGUUAUAAACCGCAUAAGUUAGGUUUUUAUCGACCCCGCAAGUUAGGUCACAACUUUCCUAGACUUUAUGAUAUCGUUGAUGGUGAAACGAUAGCGAAUGCCUUUCUACAAUUGAAUCCCGAACAAAGAGUUGGUGCCGAAGAGGCGCUGCAACAUCCCUAUUUUGCGCCGUUGCCGCGAAAACUCUACGAGCUGCCCGACGAGACAUCAAUAUUCACCGUUGAGGGUGUACACCUGUUUCCUGAGCUGGAUCGGCAAAAUAAAUGAAAAUCAAAGCAAGUCCUUUCCGUUGAUGGUGUACGUUUCUAUUGUUAGCAGCAGCAGCAGUAGCAGCAGUAGCGGCAGCAGCAACAGCAACAGCCAUAAAUAUUCUGUAAUGCAAAGAGAUGGCAGAAACAACAACAACAACAAAAACUAAACACUUGAUUAAGUAUUUUUUUACGAUUAU
Ceratitis capitata (Mediterranean fruit fly) is the source of this 3987-nucleotide messenger RNA. RefSeq names its product cyclin-dependent kinase 14 (gene Eip63E). Gene Ontology annotation, cellular component: cytoplasm; cytosol; nucleus. Gene Ontology annotation, biological process: protein phosphorylation. Bases 2175 to 3806 code for a protein of 543 amino acids. Gene Ontology annotation, molecular function: cyclin binding; ATP binding; cyclin-dependent protein serine/threonine kinase activity. NCBI's taxonomy places the organism in Eukaryota, Metazoa, Arthropoda, Insecta, Diptera, Tephritidae. The record is from RefSeq and is a predicted model, not a curated record. The transcript has 12 exons.